UGCUGCUCUUCUCUCAAGGCGCGGUUCCACUCGCACGGCCAAUUUUCAAUAUUAAAAUACCCACGAUAUUAUAACGAAAAUCGAUUUAUUAUUUCGGAAGGUGGUAAUCGAUUCGGGGAUGGUCGUGAGAGGAGCUGAAGAGAGUUAAGUGCCAGAGUGCAGUCAGUCCUGGAGCCUUUCUUCCCUGCCCCUCCAGACCUUUCCCCCAUCCGAGCUGCUGUCUUGUACCUUUUGCCUUUGGACCUAAAACGCACUCAGUCCUGAAGACACAUAUAUACGCUUUUAGACACCUCACCGCCACCCCCAACUUACCAGGAUGAUCACCUCAGAGCUCCCCGUCCUACAGGACUCAUCCAAUGAGUCUGGGGCAACAGAUGCAGUGGGCUUAAGUAUGAGCAUCGGUGAGAUAGAAGAUCCAGAGGUGAAAGGAAAGAAGAAGAGAGGGAGGCCUGGAAAACAAACCCCGGCGGCCAAUAAGAAGCCCCGGAAGUCGCCGACAGACAAAGCUGUUGGCGUACCAAGAGGGCGAGGGAAAGCCAACGGUGUGGCUCAACAUAAUGGAGACGGUGGAGACCCCGUCACCCUGUUCGAAGUGGUCAAACAGGGCAAGAGUGCCAUGCAGUCUGUGGUUGAUGAAUGGAUCGAGUCGUAUAAACAGGACAGAGACUUGGCUCUGCUGGACCUCAUCAACUUUUUCAUCCAGUGCUCAGGUUGCAAAGGCACUGUGAGGAUUGAGAUGUUCAGGAACAUGCAGAACGCCGAGAUCAUCCGCAAGAUGACUGAGGAGUUUGAUGAGGACAGUGGUGAUUAUCCUCUCACCAUGCCCGGGCCAAUGUGGAAAAAGUUCCGCUACAACUUCUGCGAGUUCAUCAGCGUUUUGAUCCGCCAGUGUCAGUACAGCAUCAUCUACGACGAGUACAUGAUGGACACAGUGAUCUCCCUCCUCACCGGACUGUCCGACUCCCAAGUCCGAGCCUUCAGACACACAUCCACAUUAGCAGCGAUGAAGCUCAUGACGGCGCUGGUGAACGUGGCGCUGAACCUGAGCAUCCACCAGGACAACACCCAGAGACAGUACGAGGCUGAGAGGAACAAGAUAGCCGGCAAACGAGCCAACGAGAAGCUGGAACUGCUGCUUCAGAAAAGGAAGGAGCUUCAAGAAAACCAAGAUGAGAUUGAGAAUAUGAUGAACUCCAUCUUCAAAGGCAUCUUUGUGCAUCGCUACAGAGACGCAAUUGCUGAGAUCAGAGCCAUCUGUAUUGAGGAGAUAGGAGUAUGGAUGAAGAUGUACAGCGAUGCUUUCCUUAAUGAUAGUUACCUGAAAUAUGUUGGUUGGACACUACAUGAUAGGCAAGGAGAGGUGCGUCUGAAGUGUCUGAAGGCUCUGCAGAAUCUGUACACAAACCGGGAAUUGUUCCCUAAGCUAGAACUUUUCACCAACCGCUUCAAGGACCGUAUAGUAUCAAUGACACUGGAUAAGGAGUAUGAUGUGGCUGUGGAGGCCAUCAGACUGGUCACACUCAUUCUGCAGGGCAGUGAAGACGCUUUGUCCAAUGAGGACUGUGAGAAUGUGUACCACCUGGUUUACUCUGCCCACCGGCCAGUGGCUGUCGCUGCUGGAGAGUUCCUGCACAGGAAAUUGUUCAGUCGUCACGAUCCCCAGGCAGAAGAAGCGUUGGCAAAGCGCAGAGGGAGAAGCAGUCCCAACGGAAAUCUCAUCCGCAUGCUAGUGCUCUUCUUUCUGGAGAGUGAGCUCCAUGAGCAUGCAGCCUAUCUGGUGGACUCGUUGUGGGAAAGUUCUCAAGAGCUGCUGAAAGACUGGGAAUGCAUGGCUGAACUUCUGCUGGAGGAGCCUGUGCAGGGAGAGGAGUUGUUGUCUGACAGACAGGAGAGUGCACUGAUAGAACUGAUGGUUUGCACCAUCCGGCAGGCAGCAGAGGCACACCCGCCUGUUGGGAGAGGGACCGGCAAACGGGUGCUGACAGCAAAGGAGAGGAAGACCCAGAUCGACGAUAAGAAUAAACUGACUGAGCAUUUCAUCAUGGCUCUGCCCAUGCUGUUAUCCAAGUACCAGGUAGACUCAGAGAAGGUAGCCAACCUGCUCCAGAUCCCCCAAUUCUUCGACCUGGACGUGUACAGCGCUGGGCGUAUGGAGAAGCACCUGGACGCCUUACUGAAGCAGAUCCGGCUCGUGGUGGAGAAACACAUCGAGAUGGACGUGCUCGAAGCGUGCAGUAAGACCUACAGCAUCCUCUGCUCUGAAGAAUACACCAUCAUGAACCGCGUGGACAUCGCCCGCUCGCAGCUCAUCGACGAGAUGAGCGAUCGCUUUACACACUCUGUGGAAGAGCUGCUGCAGGAGGCUGAGGAGGCUGAUGAUGACGAUAUCUACAACGUUUUAUCUACUCUCAAGAGACUCACAGCCUUCCACAACGCCCAUGACUUGACGCGGUGGGAUUUGUUCGGGAACUGCUACCGGCUGCUGAAGGCCGGUAUCGAGCAGGGCUCCAUGCCAGAGCAGAUAGCCGUCCAGGCCCUGCAGUGCUCCCACUACUCUAUCCUCUGGCAGCUGGUCAAGAUCACAGAAGGGGCUCCCAGCAAGGAUGACCUGGUGGCUCUCAGGAGAGUAGUGAAGUCUUUCCUGGCUGUGUGCCAGCAGUGCCUGUCCAACGUCAACACACCAGUCAAAGAACAAGCGUUCAUGCUUCUCUGCGACCUGUUGAUGAUCUUCAGUCACCAGCUGGUCUCUGGCGGUAGGGAGGGCCUCCAGCCACUGGUCUUCAACCCAGACAGCACUCUGCAGAACGAGCUGCUCAACUUCGUCCUGGACCACGUCUUCAUCGACCAGGAUGAUGAGAGCCAGAGCAUGGAAGGAGACGAGGAGGAUGAGGCCAACAAGAUCGAGGCUCUCCACAAGAGGAGAAACCUGCUAGCUGCUUUCUGUAAACUCAUCAUCUAUGACAUCGUAGACAUGCCCGCUGCUGCCGACAUCUUCAAACACUACAUGAAGUACUAUAAUGAUUACGGUGACAUCAUCAAGGAGACUCUGAGUAAAACCAGACAAACGGACAAGAUUCUCUGUGCCAAGACUCUCAUCCUCAGUCUGCAGCAGCUGUUCAACGAGCUGCUGCAGGAUCAGGGUCCCAACCUGGACCGAACAUCAUCUCAUGUGAGUGGCAUCAAGGAGCUGGCCCGACGCUUCGCCCUCACCUUCGGCCUGGAUCAGAUCAAAACCAGAGAGGCCGUCGCCACACUGCACAAGGAUGGAAUAGAGUUUGCAUUUAAGUACCAGAAUCCUCGGGGUCCAGAGUUUCCUCCGAUCAACCUGGCUUUCCUGGAGGUCUUGAGUGAAUUCUCCUCCAAACUAAUCCGCCAAGAUAAAAAGACAGUCCACUCGUAUCUGGAGAAGUUCAUGUCGGAGUCGAUGUCGGAGCGUCGGGAGGACGUGUGGCUGCCGCUGAUCUCCUACAGGAACAGCCUGCUGACGGGAGGAGACGAGGACCACAUGUCUGUCACGUCGGGCUCCAGCAGCAAGACCGGCUCAGUCCGCAGCAAGAAGGGACGACCGCCAAUACACAAGAAACGCAUCGAGGAGGAGAGUAGUGUGGAGGGCUCGUGGCUGAUGCGUAAUGACACCUUACAAACACCGGGGGCGCUGCAGACUCCUCAGCUCACCUCGACAGUCCUCCGAGAGAACAGACCAGCUGAACACUUGCCAGACCCCGACUCAGAACCCGGAUCAGAGAACGACUUUGUACACAAUCCUCAGAUGCAGAUGUCGUGGCUCGGCCAGCAGAAGAUGGAUGAGGUGAGCAGGAAGGACCGGACGGCCUUGAACUACAUCAAGUCACGCAGCAAUCAGGGUGUCCGGCAGACUGUGCGCGGGCUGAUGGAGGAUGACGCAGAGCCGAUCUUCGAGGACGUGAUGAUGUCAUCGCGAGGUCAGCUGGAGGACAUGAACGAGGAAUUCGAAGACACUAUGGUGAUCGACCUGCCGCCAUCAAGGAACAGACGUGAAAGGGCAGAAUUAAGACCGGACUUCUUUGACUCUGCAGCGAUGAUUGAGGACGAGUCGGGAUUCAGCAUGCCCAUGUUCUGAUCUGGGGAAGAGGCAAAAAGAUCCUAAGAUCAGGAUCCAAAUCAGGACUAAACAAAAGAGAGGUUUUGGGCCGUCUAACCCAGAUCACCUGCCAAUCACACUCUUAAGAAGAAGAAAAAAAACAUUGUCGAAGUACUUUUCUCUUUCUGUAAGACACGAUGGAAGGAUAUUUGUCAAGCGGGAUCUGCUGAUGGAUCCCGCGUCGGUUGGAAGCGUGGAGUUGAGGAUCCGCUCUGUUUCUUUCAGGUUGGGCCAGAGGAUCCAGAAUCUAGUACAGAUUAUUCAGGAGCUUCACCCCGCUCCUCUUCUUCUUCCUCCUCCUCCUCCUCCUCCUCCGCCUCCUGUCGGUUUAGCUCUGAUGGCGCUCUUGCCAAGUGAUCCUGCAGCCCCAGGCCGACGAGUACCUGCAGUUUUUAUGGUUCCCUGUUACACAGAUGUACAGUUGUUUGGUUUCGCUCCUUAUCAGCAGCACAGAGCAGCGUAACACUCUGUACAGCCCCUUCCAACCCCCCCCACACCCCCACCCCUCCCCACACACACACACACACACACACCCUUCCUUUGUUGUCGCACUUCGAUCCGUCUGGUUAAAUCCGACAUAAAGUGGAUCUCAACACUAAAUGUUCUAUAUCUUUGCUCUUAUUACCACCCCCCCCUCACCCCCUCCUCUUUUCUCUCCUCUCUCUGUU
Messenger RNA from Scomber japonicus (chub mackerel), 4788 nucleotides. RefSeq names its product stromal antigen 1a (gene stag1a). Gene Ontology annotation, cellular component: nucleus; chromatin; cohesin complex. The coding region runs from base 317 to 4099 and encodes 1260 amino acids. The transcript is spliced from 32 exons. Gene Ontology annotation, molecular function: chromatin binding. Lineage: Eukaryota; Metazoa; Chordata; Actinopteri; Scombriformes; Scombridae. The record is from RefSeq and is a predicted model, not a curated record. Gene Ontology annotation, biological process: sister chromatid cohesion.